Canis lupus familiaris (dog) is the source of this 2332-nucleotide messenger RNA. It is a transcript of the gene IGSF5, whose product is annotated as immunoglobulin superfamily member 5. Gene Ontology annotation, biological process: cell-cell adhesion. The record is from RefSeq and is a predicted model, not a curated record. The coding region runs from base 493 to 1605 and encodes 370 amino acids. The transcript has 9 exons. NCBI's taxonomy places the organism in Eukaryota, Metazoa, Chordata, Mammalia, Carnivora, Canidae.
GCCCGGCCAGACGACCACUGGCCAGGCCAGCAGGGCCCAGGCGGGGCUUGGCUCUGUGGGACCGGGAGAGAGGCCCAGAGGAGGAGCCGGGUGGAGGCUGGGGGAAGCGGUGGUGGCCCUGUGGCCCGGUGGCCCUGCCAUCCUCAGCCCCACCACCCUGCCCCGGCUGCUGUUUGGGGCUGGCUAAUGAUUAGCAGGAAAAAACCAUCACUCCGGGGCGCGCACACCUUCCGGGAGCCAGGGGCCGGUGCAGGCAGAGGCCACCCCUGUGUUGAUGGCCCGGCCUGUGACGUGCCACAGCCAUUUCGCGAGGAACUUCCUGUUGACUGGUGACGUGGGUCGGGAUUCUUGGGCGGCCACACAGGUUUGUGUCUGCGUCUGCGUGGGGCGAGGCGGAGGACGGUGGGCCAGAUGCCUCUGGGAUCAGAGGACCUUCUCUGAAGCCCCAGGGCGGGGGCUGUCGUGCUGCAGGACUGAAGGAAACGUGUGGAGAUGGACAGUAGCUGGAAAGGCAUCCCGGCCGUGCUUGUCGUCCUGGCUGGGCUGGCAGCUUCUGGAUCCAGCUAUCAAAUCAUAGAAGGUCCCAAGAAUGCAACGGUGCUGGAGGGCUCGGAGGCUCGCUUCAACUGCACCGUCUCACAGGGCUGGAGGCUCAUCAUGUGGUCGCUGAAUGGCACGGUGGUGCUGAGCAUCACUCCCACGGAGCCCAUCAUCACCAACGACCGCUUUACCUCUGCCAGCUAUGAAGAGGGCGGCAACUCCAUCUCGGAGAUGAUAAUCCAUGACGUUCAGCUCGGUGACGCGGGGAUUAUUAAGUGCAGCCUCCAGAACAGUGACCGGGAUGCCUCUGCUUUCCUUUCUGUCCAAGUUAUGGGGGAGUUGCUCAUUCCCAGAGGCAACCUUGUAGUCACUGAAGAUGAACCCUGUAAUGUGACUUGCUGUGCAUUGGGCUGGAUCCCACUCCCAGAUAUUUCCUGGAAUAUCGGGGUUCUGGUGAGCCAGUCAAGCCAUUAUUCUGGUCCGGAGCCCAACAACCUGCAAAGUGCAGUGAGUGUCCUGACUCUUACGCCUCAGGGCAAUGGGACUUUGACUUGUGUGGCUAACAUGAAGGGGUUGCUUGCCCACAAGUCUGUAACUGUCAAUCUUACUGUGGUUCAGCCUUCUAUGGGUAGCAUUGAUAAACCAGGUACAUCAUUGCCUACCUGGGCCAUAGUUCUGCUUGCAGUAUCAUUGUCAUUGCUUUUGAUCCUGAUAAUUAUUCUGAUUAUAAUAUUCUGUUGUUGUUAUAUCUCCGGGAAGGAGAAAAAAGAAUCUAGUUAUCAAAGUCAAAUAAGGAACUCUGCAAGUAUGAAGACAAACAAAGAAACUUCUGAGAUAAACUUAAAAAGUGGGAGUGAAAACAGUGCCUAUAGCCCAGAUGAACCGAGGACAGCAAAGCUUGCUUCUCUCUCACCAGAGUCCUCCGAAUCCAGUGCUCUGGAACAACACAGAAACAGGCAACCACAUCAGGGACAUGACCAUCAGCGGCCAGGCCCGGUAGGUCGCCCACAGGUUUCCUUCAUCAUGACCAGUCCUAGGACUGUCAGGAACGUGACUUUGGUCUAGUGAAGAUGUCCCUUCAGUUCCAUUUUGCACGAGGCUGAUGACCUGCAUCAACAAAUAUAGUCCUUCCUCUCUGCCCCAAGCGUGGGCUCCCGCUCUGCCAGUGGUACGAGGAAACAGUGAAGCCGGAGUAAUCUGAAUGGACACUUCAUAGUGAGAAAAGGAUCUAUUUCCUCACCUUCCAAAGUAGAAUUUGGCUUUCAAAAAUGUUUCAAGAUUUUAGUGAAUUCCACCAAGUAACUAAGUAAAAGCUGCAAAUUCAUCAUCUUAAUUUACUUAUCACUCAACACUCCUUGCUAAUCCAAUAAAUGCAGAUAAGCCUAUAUCCUACCAUGACUUUUAAAAUAUUUUUUUAUUUUAAAUCAUAUAAAGAUGAUAUUUAUGUAUGUUUAAUAUAUGGGGCAUUAUUGUAUAUUAUCCAUGAAAAAAGAGCAUACACAUUAGGAUCAAACAGAAAUCUAGGAUUGCCUGGAAAAUCAGAACUUAUGGGUUAGGAGUAAGAUUAAAAUCAAAGCCGAUACGCAUAUUGUGAAAUAUUUCAUCAUUGGAUAUUUAUAUGAAGACAUUCACUUUUAUCUGCUCCUUAUCAGUCUUGCUCUCGUGUUGUCCGAUGGGUUAGAUGUGGAUUAUACUUUGUGGGGGAUGUACCUUACAUGUUACAAAUGCUGUGAAAAAACUGGAAGUGGAUAACAUGUUCUUUAAGAAAUAAAAGAGAAAACACUAAGCCGUA